AAUUUGUAAUAUUCGAAUCACAACAUUCACAAACGUCAAUCAUAGAAGUGUUCAAAUAUUGUAUUCAGAAAUUCAGAAUUUUAGAGUAACAGCAAUAUUACAUUCAACAUUUUUUGAUAAUUAAAAAUUAUCUAUUGUUUCUAGUUUAAGUAUAUAAUCUUAUUUUUGAGCUUUCCAUAAUGUUCGAUAAUUUAUCAAUUCGGAAAUGGCAUAUGGACUUUGUGGGACAAAAACAUGCUGAAUAUUUAUUUAGAACCAUUAUUACUACGUGUGGUUUUGUUGGAUUUAUUUUGGGAUAUGUAAAAGAACAAUUUUCAAUCACAAUUGGUCUAACAUUAAUUGGAUUUUUUGUUUCUGCUUUACUAACAAUUCCUCCUUGGCCUAUAUAUGCUCGUAAUCCACUCAAAUGGCAAAAAGUAAAGAAGAUUAAGAAAAUUGAAAAUAAUUUAACCUAUGAUGAGUACAAGGAAGAUAAAAAGAAAGAAAAAAAGAAGACAAAGUGAAUUAGUUUAUAGAAUUCUUUUAUGAUAUUGUGUUUUUUCCUAUUAUAUUGUUUAAUUUAAAUCCAUUAUUUGAAAUAAAUAUAAGUUAUAUAUAUUA
Molecule: messenger RNA, 600 nt
Organism: Aphis gossypii (cotton aphid)
Lineage: Eukaryota; Metazoa; Arthropoda; Insecta; Hemiptera; Aphididae
Gene: Spase12
Product: signal peptidase complex subunit 1
Exons: 4
Coding region: 180-503 (107 amino acids)
Biological process (GO): protein targeting to ER
Cellular component (GO): signal peptidase complex; endoplasmic reticulum membrane
Source: RefSeq, a predicted model, not a curated record